Molecule: messenger RNA, 880 nt
Organism: Nicotiana attenuata
Lineage: Eukaryota; Viridiplantae; Streptophyta; Magnoliopsida; Solanales; Solanaceae
Product: glutathione S-transferase-like
Exons: 3
Coding region: 39-749 (236 amino acids)
Cellular component (GO): cytoplasm
Molecular function (GO): glutathione binding; glutathione transferase activity
Source: RefSeq, a predicted model, not a curated record
ACACAAUUAUUCAGCAAAUUUUCUCUAAUAAUAAUACAAUGGUAAUCAAGGUUCAUGGUCCUGUCCAGUCACCGGCGGUAUUGAAAGUGAUAGCAUGCCUCAAAGAGAAGGAGCUUGAUUUUGAGCUUGUUCAUGUUAAUUUGCCUGCUGGUGAUCACAAGAAGGAACCUCUCAUUUCCCUCAAUCCAUUUGGUCAAGUUCCAGCAUUUGAAGAUGGAGAUCUCAAGCUUUUUGAGUCAAGGGCCAUUACACAAUAUAUAGCUCACACAUAUGCAGACAAAGGGAAUCAACUUCUACCCAAUGAUCCUAAGGAAAUGGCAAUCAUGUCUGUGUGGAUGGAAGUAGAAUCAACAAAGUUUGACACUCCAGGUUUCAAUUUAACCUUUGAGAUAGCUCUUAAGCCACUAUUCUUCCGCGCGGCGACAGAUGAAGCAGCAGUGACAGAUAAUGAAGAAAAACUUGGCGAAGUUCUUGAUGUGUACGAAUCAAGACUUAAGGAGUCAAAAUAUUUGGGUGGAGAAAGUUCCACACUAGCAGAUUUGUACCAUAUACCUAUUGUAAACUAUUUGAUGGGGACUAAAGUUAAGAGUUUGUUUGAUUGUAGACCUCAUGUUAGUGAUUGGUGUGCUGAUAUCUUGGCAAGGCCAGCUUGGUCUAAGGCACUUGACUACUUGAGUGCAGAAACAGUGAAAUUACCACAUGAAUAUGGCCUAUGUAUCAGCAGGUUAAUAAACAUGGGCCAUGAUUAAAGACUUUUUCUAUAUUUUGUUUUAUGUUGUUCGCCUUUUUUUUUCCCUUUCAUCCUUUGUCUUCAAUACUGUUGUGUACUCUUUUUCGAGAAAUCAAAGUUCUCAUAUUAUCUGCUGUGUUUCUAUUGCUA